Molecule: messenger RNA, 6706 nt
Organism: Rhea pennata
Lineage: Eukaryota; Metazoa; Chordata; Aves; Rheiformes; Rheidae
Gene: USP53
Product: ubiquitin specific peptidase 53
Exons: 16
Coding region: 605-3946 (1113 amino acids)
Biological process (GO): response to auditory stimulus; sensory perception of sound; protein deubiquitination
Cellular component (GO): cell-cell junction
Molecular function (GO): cysteine-type deubiquitinase activity
Source: RefSeq, a predicted model, not a curated record
AGCGGCCCCCGCGCGGCGCUGCGGGAGGGUGCCGGGGCCGCGGGGGCCGCCUGUCGCCGCCGCGGGGCAGCACGAGAUUCACUGGAAAAGAAUGAAAUAAAACAUGGAGUCUUCUAAACUGGAAUAUGUUUCAUGGGUCAUAGUUAAAAGGCAAAAGAAGACAGAAGAAAAUGAGAGAACAGGAGUAUAAUACCUGUCAAGAAUUUUUUGUGAUAUAUCUACGCUUGUGACAUAAUACAACCCAUGAUUUACAGUAAUACCUUACUGAUAUCUGUGGAAGAAGACAAUUACUGUAUACCUUUCUUGAAAAGAACUUUCAUUCUAAUAACUUUAGAUGUUAUAUAUUUUAAGUUUAACUGGACACCGUAUUUUUAUGUUUUUUUUUCCUGAGUUAAAAACUUUGUGUGGCUUUAUCUUAACUGACAAGCUACUUCUGAUAGAUGGCCAUCAGCUGCACAUGGAAUAUUGACUUAAACCCCCGAAACGGCUAUUGUAACAGAGUUGAACAAAAUGCCAUGACCUUAGAGCAAUUUUUUACCUUGUACCCAUCAUAUCCUUAAAUUAUUUAAGUGUAAAUAGUAGCAAUUAUAAAAUCUAAAAAAUAAUGGCAUGGGUGAAAUUCUUAAGAAAACCUGGGGGUAACCUUGGAAAAGUUUAUCAACCUGGAAGUAUAUUGUCUCUGGCCCCCACAAAAGGCUUAUUAAAUGAACCAGGACAAAACAGCUGCUUUCUUAAUAGUGCUGUUCAGGUGUUAUGGCAACUUGACAUAUUUCGGCGGAGUUUAAGAGGUUUAACUGGACACGUGUGUCAGGGAGAUGCUUGCAUAUUUUGUGCUUUAAAGGCAAUUUUUUCACAAUUUCAACACAGUCGAGAGAAAGCACUCCCAUCAGAUAAUAUGAGACAUGCCCUGGCAGAAAGUUUUAAGGAUGAACAGCGUUUUCAGCUUGGAUUUAUGGAUGAUGCAGCAGAGUGCUUUGAAAAUAUCCUUGAGAGGAUUCAUUUUCACCUAGUGCCAAACAGUGAAACAGAUAUGUGCACUUCAAAAUCCUGCAUUGCUCAUCAAAAGUUUGCUAUGACACUGUAUGAACAGUGUGUAUGUCGCAGUUGUGGAGCAUCAUCGGACCCAUUGCCUUUUACAGAGUUUGUGCGUUAUAUUUCCACCACAGCCCUGUGUAACGAAGUAGAUAGGAUGAUGGAAAGGCAUGAACGUCUCAAACCUGAAAUGUUUGCAGAACUGCUGCAAGCAGCAAAUACUUCUGAUGACUAUAGAAAGUGUCCUAGUAACUGUGGUCAAAAAAUAAAAAUUCGUCGUGUUCUUAUGAAUUGUCCUGAGAUUGUCACAAUUGGUUUAGUCUGGGAUUCAGAACACUCUGACCUGACAGAAGAGGUUAUGCGGAAUCUGGCAACACAACUUUAUCUUCCUGGGUUAUUCUAUAGGGUUACGGAUGAAAAUGCCAAAAAUAGUGAACUUUUUCUUGUCGGAAUGAUUUGCUACACAAGCAAACAUUACUGUGCCUUUGCAUUUCAUACCAAGAGUUGCAAAUGGGUGCUGUUUGAUGAUGCUAAUGUAAAAGAGAUUGGAACAAAAUGGAAAGAUGUGGUCUCCAAGUGUAUUCGAUGUCACUUUCAGCCAUUGUUGCUAUUCUAUGCUAACCCAGGUGGCACAGCUGUAUCUCCAGAAGAUGCUCCAAAGCAGAUUAUUAACUUGUCUCAAUACAAAGCAGCUGGAGGAAAUGGGGAGGACUUUGGAUUUGAAAAGCAUUCUGCUCCUAAACCAGACCACACAAAAGAGAAUGGAAUUGGAGACCCUGCUAAUCAAAAGAGUAAUAAAAAACUUCAGACAGAUACUAUGGCAUUCAGUAGAAGCCAUAUUCAAGCUAGUGUUGGGAGAGGUCCAGCUAAGUUAGGUUACAGUGAUCAAAAGGACAGACUAAAGGAUAUAUCCAGAGAGUGUGCUCAGAAAGCUGCUGAUAUGAAAAACUUCUCAUCUUUACGAAAAGAUGCAGACAGAGGACUGAGGAAAGAAUCUGGGAGACAAAGAGAUUUGAUUGGGGACGAUCAUUCCAAUUUUAAGUCGGGAUCUCCUCCAGUUGGAAAUGGACUUAGACAAUAUACUGAUCAGCGCGUAUACAGCAGCCAAGGAAGGGGACCUUAUAAGCAUGAGAGUGCACCUCACCAAGCCAAACUUUCGGUGCAGGUGCCAGGAUCAAAUAAAACAGAAGCUAUUCCUGCUGCAGAGAAGCUGAUGAUCAGGACCAGGACUGAUGGUGUUACUGGCUAUGAUACAGACAGCAGCCAAGACUCUAGGGACAAAGGAAGUAGCAGCAGCAGCAGAAGCAGAAGCAGAGGUUGGAAACCCAUGCGGGAGACACUAAAUGUAGACAGCAUUUUCAGUGAGACUGAGAAGAAGCAGCAUAGCCCGAAACAUAAAGCAAAUCCAAACAGUAAAUCUAAGCAUGAAAAAGAGCGGAGCUUUAACCAUUGGCCGAAAGAGAACCAAAUCCAGAAAGGUUUAAUGACUAUAUAUGAAGAUGAAACAAAACAAGAUACAGGAAGUCGAAGUUCUUUGGAUUCAGAGGGAAAAGGGAAUGUUGAAAAAAGCAAAGGAUUUACAGAGAGAAAAAUCCAUGGUGAUAACUGGCAAAUGCAGAGGACAGAAUCUGGGUAUGAAAGCAGUGAUCAUAUCAGCAAUGGAUCUGCAAAUCUGGACUCACCUGUUAUUGAGGGAAUCAGCCCGGCAGAUGUCAAGAAUGUUAAAGAAAGCGUUUCCUACAGUGACCAGAACUUGUCAACCAAGAAAGCUGAAAAUAUGUUACAUUCUGUAUCCCAGCAGAGCAGAAACUUUCAUGUCCCAGACUUGAGGAAAGACCAGAUAAAUUCAGAAGCUAACUAUAGACCUCAUGUUAAUUUCCCAACAGAAUUACAUUUGCAGAUGCCCAGUCCUCCAGUAAAGAGAGUUGAAAGGCCUGAGACUAAUAGGAAACUUUUCCCAUCAUCAGCUCUACAACCAGUUCUUAAAGACCACAUUAAGACGGAAAGUAGGAACAAGGCAAAUGAACAAACUUCUUCAGAGUGGCUUAACCCAGACAAGUGUGAGAAGAUGAAUGUGUCAAUAUAUUCUGCUUCUGCUGAUAGUAUACCCCACCCUUAUACAGAAAACAUCUGCGGAAGGAGGCCCAUCAACAAUGACUUUCACCACUCUUCUCAGCUGCAGCCUCAUCCCACAAGAACUUUUGUCCCAAAGCUGGGCUUGUCGCCUUUGGUGCCCCAAAACCUGUCAGAACUGCCUGCGGUGCUGCCCCCUCCUGGUGAGCACGCUGGGCACUCUCUCCGAAGGGUGGAUGCACAUUGGGUGCCUGAAGCGGUUUACCAGAAUCUUCCCCCUCCUUUACCUCCAAAGAAAUAUGCUAUGAAUAUUUCACCAGGAUCAGAAAAUAACUCGGGAGCAGAUGUAAAAUUGACAGAAGUGUUGCCAAAUAAUCUUGGAAGGCAAACAGGUACACCUUUAAAAUCUGCAUCAGAAGCAAAUGUAUUUACAAAUGAAGAAAGAUUUAAAGAGCCAUUUCAAGGGAAUGAGCUGUUUGUUCAUAAACCAGAUUCUUCACCUAGCUUAUCAGUUAAUGACUUUUGGACUGUGUCUGAAAACUUCCUAAAGAAAGGAUCUUGUCAUGCAGGACCAAGUGCUAGCUAUGCAGAUGCAAAUGACAGUGUAUCUCUAACAACCUACUUUUCAGUAGAUAGUUGUAUGACUGACACAUAUAGGAUGAAAUAUCAUCAACGACCCAAGCUGUAUUUUACAGACUGUGGAGGCUUUCACAAAGAAAAGCAUCUACCGUCAACUGGAACAGAACUGAAUGCUACUUACCACGCUACUCUUGGGCCCAGUCAUCCCACAUCUGAGCAAAGAUACAAGGCAAAUGUAGAGGGCAUACACUGCAGUCGAUAGAUUAAAAACAAUCUGGAUCUGACUGUUGCAUUUCAUAUAGUCUAUAUAUGGACAGGAACCUUGAAUCUGUUUGUGUGGUAAGCAAGGUACAGGCAACCAGGUACCUACUUAGGAGUUACGACUGUUUCAAUGAAUAUACAAGUAGAGAUGAACAGAGGAGAGGUGCUAAGCUUCUGAUUUUUUGAUUUAUUACUCUUGUUGCCUUAACGUUUACCUCCAUUAUUUGGCUUUAUCUUUUACAAUUUAUAUUGUAAAUGAUCCCUUUGGGUUGUAUGUAUCUUAUAGCAUUGGGAUCAACUAGAUGUUACUAAUUUUUAAAGAAGUUUUAAAUAGUUGCAGUUUAAAGAGUGUUCCAUCAGACCCUGGACACUAAACACAACCUGCAAAUGCUUAGACUAACAAAAAAGAUAAGCAUACUACCAUAUAUAAUGCAGUACAUGUAGUUAUAAUGGAGCAGUAUUUUUCCUGGUAAGUAACAGGACCUGUUACUUGUUCUUUCAACUGACUUCUGUGAGAAUCUGUGCUUUCACAAACCUUUAAGUGUCUUUAAUACUAGUUUACCCAGAGAAUUUAUAACUUGGUAUUUAAAAAGCCUUAAUAAUAAUUCUUUUAGAGCUGCUCUGGUUUGCAGGUGUUAGGUAAGAUUUUAAAGGGAAUUCAAAUUAACCAGAGGAGUAGACUAUCCUAUUAAUAAUAUACAUGUGUUUGUAUACAUUUUUAAACUAAUAUUUAUCAGAAUUGUUCCCCCUGUAAGAUAUCUAAUUAACUUACUAAAAUCCAAUUUAACCACAAAUUGAUGUUGCAGAAUAGGAUGCUAAUUUUAAAAUAUGGAAGUAUCAUACAACUGUCAAAGACACAUUUUGUAAGAUCUUAAGUAUAUAGUUAAUAUUCAUGUUCAGUUCAGACCGUUUCUCUUAGUUGAAUGCAAAGUCAACAUUGCUAUUUAUUAAACUCCAUAUCUUUUUUCAGCUUGACAUCUUGAGCUAAGUUUAAGGGAUUGGACAUUUUGAUUUUACUGACAUAUAAACCUUUUUUCUCUUCAGAGCAGUUUGACAAAUGGUAAAUAGCAUCUUACUAGAUCAGACUGAACCUGCAGCUGUUCAGACUGUGGUGUCUGAGGUGGCGUGAGAAGUAGAGGUUCCUCUCUGCUGUAGCACUCUGCCCUGCAAUUUUGGCAGCUCAGGCAUUUACGAUGCCUUUUGCAAACUUGAUUUAUUUCACUAAUAAGGAAAAAGAUUAUCUAGCUUUUAUGUGGUUAAUAAGUUAAAUCAGUUCACAGAAGUAUUUAGUGAUUGCUUAGGCCCAGUGUGUGGCCCAGUGGGGGAAGGAAGGAGAAUAGGAUUUCACCCUCGUGGCAGCUGUGAGUAUGUGAAUGACCCACUGUGUCAGAGACAUAGACAGGCUUAGACUUCUGUUCCAGUGUAUCAUACCGUUGAACAACGUACACUUAAGAAGUAAUGUUAGCAAACCCUGGCACUAUCUGAAAAAAGCUGAAUUUUGCAAAUACUCAUAUUAGCGUGUUAACUUAAAUUUCAGGUGGUGCUGAUUACAUCUAUACAUAUAUGCCUUUUAGUUAUGAAACUAAUGCAAGAAGGUUAAAUAUGCACGAUAAACACUCUUGCUUAUGCUUGCACUGUUGGUCAGAAAGGCUUUCAUAUGUUUAUGUACCUUGUGAGAGUUCUAGUGCUUCAACCAAAUGUUGACAGCUGUUUUAGUGUGAUUAUCCAAGGUAUACAUUUAAACACUAGUUUUGGUUGCUCUGUGUCAAGAUCAGGGUUUUUUUUUUUUAACUACUUGUAACAUAGCGAAACUGGAACAUGAUAUAUGCAACAAACCAAGUUAUCUCAGAUUAAUCCUCGUAUUUCUACCUUCUUGCUCAAAAUUUCUUGUAGCACUUAAUCUGAAUUUUGUAGUGCAAAUUCUGCAUGUUUGAAUAUGUUUGCUAGAAGAAGAAUCUUGAAUAUGUAAGAACUUGGAAGAUCCCUAAAUAUUUUUGGAAGAGAUUUGAAAACUUGUUUUAAAAAAAAAAUGUAGUUUUUCCACAGCUGUGUUACAUACUAUACAUAGCCAGUUAAGUAAAGCUAGCUUCUAAUACUUGUGUAAAAAUGAAGCUUAGUAUUGGAAUUUGUAAAUAAUGUAUAAUUUGUAAAAUGUUUGCAAAAAUCCUGUAUUUGAAAUGACAGUAUUUUUAUGUAUAAACAGCACAGCAACAACUGUGAACAAUGAUGUUAGAAGUUAUUUUUAAACAUGCAUAGCAAUGUUAAUACUUCUGUACAAUGAGCAAUACGAAUGCCUAUUUUAUUGAUACCAAUGAAUCUGGUUUCCAGUAAGCACAGCUGGUAAACUUACUGAUUUUUAAAAUAGCUGCAGUAAUUCAGAUGUACUUCGGUCUCCUUGCUUUGCUUGAAACAAAUCUUGCUAGACAGCUUUUUGUGUGACCUGUGUUUACCAGGUAUUUAAUUAUAAUAGUAUAUAGACAGCUAUUUGAAACACCUUUGUUUUUAUAUUUGACUCUGCACUCCAUGUAUGUAUGUAUGUAAUAUUUGCUAACAGAUAUGUGAAAACUUGUUUUGACUUACCUAGGGUGCCUAUUUAUUUUUUUAUAAAUGUCCCCUUCUGGCUAUAGAUUUGUAUAAGAGCCUAGGCAACUUUUGUAACAGUAAAUACAUUUAACAAGUCUUGUAAUUAAUAUAUUUUUCAGUCUUUAGAAUUAUUUUCUUGCAAAGUUUUGCUUGUUCAAACUAUCAGAUAAAAUUUAAA